GGCCAGCCGCCAUCCGUGCCAGCGAGACCCCGGCCUCACCAGGGGAGUCGGGCGCUGCUGGUCGCCACGCCCCCGCGGAGCGCGUUUGCCCGACGCUGGGCCCGGUGCCCGCCUGCGCCGCGGAGGAGGAGGACGGCGAGGCGCAGGUGCUCGCGCUGCGCGCGCACGUGAGGGAAUUUGUCCUGGACCUCGUGCAGGGCAUGGCGCUCUCGGUAGUCGUCGAGGAUUCCCUGGCGCCCUUGUGCGGCCGCAGGCUCUCGCUGGCCACGACGUUCACCCACUUCCGCCUGGAGGCUGCCGGCACGGGCUACGACAUCCCCAUCAGGAGACCGUGAAGCGGGCCUGCCCCGGCCCCCUUGCCGCAGGCGUGGGGGCGCCGGCGCACCUGGACGAGCUGUGUAACACCCUGAUCCUCAGCAACGGCGAGUGCGUCAGUUUCCGCUUCAGCGACCUGAGGAAGAGGGACGAGUUCACCAAGUGCAUCAAUUUGCUCGUCACCUGCACGGAUGUCUGAGCAGCUUCUUUGGCCAGCGCUGCGGUGCUCCUCUCUAGCCCACCCAGUCCCACGACCUCUCAGACUAUAGCUAGAGGGACUCGUCAAAGCGCUUUCAGAUAUUUGAUGAGCAAUGCUCUGAAGCAGCUGUCACAUACCUCGUAGACCAGCCUGCGGGUGAUAAGGAGGUCGGGGGAGGGAAUGGGCGCAGCUUUCGGUUUUCGAUUGGCGUCCGAUCGGAUUCGCAGGCCAUAUCGACCUUGUUACCUACCGGCGCCAGUGCCUACCUGUCGAUCUCACUAUUAAGCGAAUUUAUGUGGACCUCACUAUCCAGCUGCAUGCGGCCAGCGCCACCACUGUUCCAGCCCAGCACCUCGAGCGGAGUCCGG
This is a messenger RNA of Prorocentrum cordatum, 882 nucleotides long. NCBI's taxonomy places the organism in Eukaryota, Dinophyceae, Prorocentrales, Prorocentraceae. The record is from the annotation of a GenBank genome assembly.